Ambispora leptoticha is the source of this 2672-nucleotide messenger RNA. The record is from the annotation of a GenBank genome assembly. Lineage: Eukaryota; Fungi; Glomeromycota; Glomeromycetes; Archaeosporales; Ambisporaceae.
AAAAAGCUAACAUUGAAAAUAUUCGUUCUGUUACUUUUAGUGACUCCGAAAAAGACGUUCUCAACAAUGAAACUGUCUUACCGAAUGGGCUCGCAAGAAUACGAGAAGAUAGACAUAUAAUGCCAUCAGAUCUUAAGCGAUCUGAUAAAAAUUCUCAAGCAGCAGCAAGAAUUUUCCAUCAUCUCGAACUUUCUCGAUUCUCAACCGAAUCAUUGCAUAGUUAUAGUUUCGUUACAAAUGACGCUACUAUGCUUGAGACUCGUCAGAAUAUUCUAAAAAGAUCAAUCGACUUUAUGAAGAGUAAAAUAAAGGGUUGGAAAAUUCCUGUUCAGCAGGCAUUCUUCCAAGUACCCGCAGUUUCAUCAGACAUUAUAUUACCAGCAGAAUCAUCAAAAGAUGGAGCUGCCAUUCAAAAGCCAAGAAUGAAAAGGACAUUGACUGAUGUGCCUUCUCUGUAUACCUCAUCAUUAACAGCUGCAUCUUUACAUUCCCCAACAAGAUUUGUACCUCAGAAUCAAGCAAUUAUUACAACAGAUAAUGAGGGCAAGAUAUUGAAUGCAAAUGAUAUUGCUUGUUUAGUGUUCGGAUAUGCAAGAACAGAAUUGUGUAGUAUCAAAGCACUGGAUUUAAUUGCUAGUCCAUUCCGAGAGAAACAACAACGUGCUCUCGCUACAAUACCACAAAAUGGGGAAAGCAAUGGGGAAGUUGUGUUGGCAUGCGGGAAAGUGCUACCGAUACAAAAAAAGAGCGAGGAAACUUCAGCUGCAUCUUUAUGGUUAAAAGGAAAAUGUGAUGAUGCUGGAAAUUCCAUUUUUAUUUGGAUUUUCGAGGAAAUCAUUGAAUCAACAAUGACGGCAGAAAUUGAUGAAUAUGGAAAAAUACUCGAUGCAAAAGGUGACAUAAAGGAUUUAUAUGGCUAUACGUUAGAUGAACUCAUUGGUAUGCACGUGAUCACAUUGAUCCCAGAAUUACCAACCAUCUCAUCCAAAGAUGUGGACGGUGACCAAAUUAUGAGUAAUACGGAAAGUGAAGACUUAUUGAAAGCUAAAUUGGAUAUUGAACAAAUAAAUCGAACCAAAUUCUAUGGAAGUUAUUCAAAAAAUGGUGGCAGAUUUCCUAUCAUCGGAAAAGUGUCACCAAAGAAUAAAUCAAAAGAAGUCGACGAUUCGUCUUCGACUCUCGCGUUUAUUUUGAAAAUCAUAUCAAUUCCUACGAUCGCUGGAGUCAUAACUGCUCAUGGAACUGGCAUUAUUCAAUCAUGCAACUCUGACUUUGUGAAAUAUCUAUUCGGGGUUGGAAGUCAAGAAUUGGUAGGCAAACGAAAUAUUAAUUCUUUGCUACCGCAAUUUCCACGACUUAUUGACAUAUUGGCAUCGGAACAUGCUCUUGUUGAGGGGAUCGUGAUUUCAGAAAAUACAUUCCGUCACGCAACUUCGUUGCUUUCCUCCCCACCCUCACCGAAAAUUUCACAUGUUAAAGAUUUCUCAAGUGCUAGUAUAAGUAUACAAGGACCAUCGGGAAUAGUUGCAGUGCAUAGAGAUGGUACUAAAUUCGAUGUAGAUAUUCAAAUGCGUGUGGUGGAAUCGCCGGAUGAACCAUUACAUGCAUUGUGGAUAACAUACGAUCGAAGUGUUAAUUGCGCGAUAAAUGUAAUUCCCGAACAAAAUCAAAUUCAACCUAAAACUGUCGUGGAAAGAGAGGAAGAGGAAGAAAAAUUCCCUAUAUCUAAAUUUAUUGCUGCCGGUGGUAAACCUCCGAACACAGGUGCGCAAGGAGAUAGUGAACGGCAGAUUAUUACGCCUCCAGUCCUCUCUCCUCUUCAAGAAGUUCAACCAUUUGAUCCGAAUUUAUAUUCUGCAAUAACUUUGGAAAAAUCAAUAGAAGACUUUGAAAUUAUUGAUACUUUGGGACAAGGUGCUUAUGGGCAAGUUAAGUUGGCUUAUAAUCGACAAGAUCCUGAACAGAAAAGAGUUGUAUUAAAAUAUGUAGUCAAAGGAAGGAUUUUGGUCGAUUGUUGGACACGUGAUAAAGUGCUGGGCACUGUUCCUCUUGAAAUUCAUAUUUUGCAUACAUUAAGGCGGAUUCCCCAUCCAAAUAUUGUACAAAUGGUUGAUUUUUUCGAAGACGAAGAGCAUUAUUACAUUGAAAUGGGCUUGCAUGGCGUUGGCAUGGAUUUAUUCGAUUACAUUGAAUUGAAUAGCGGUAUGCCGGAAUCAGAAAUUAAAUCCAUAUUUAGACAAGUUGCACGUGCAAUACAACAUUUGCACAGCAACAAAAUUGUUCAUAGAGAUAUAAAAGACGAAAAUGUAAUUCUUGACGAAAAUGGAAAUGUACAAUUGAUUGAUUUUGGGUCGAGCGCAUACAUAAAAGAAGGCAAAAAGUACGACACUUUUUGCGGGACAUUGGAUUACGCUGCACCAGAAGUUUUAACCGGUAAAAAAUAUGACGGUCCACAACAAGAUAUCUGGGCACUUGGAAUUCUAUUAUAUACCUUAAUCUACAAGGAGAAUCCAUUCUAUAAUAUUGAUGAAAUUAUUGCUAGGGAUCUUCGAAUUCCUUAUAUAUUAUCUGAAGGUUCAAUAGAUCUUGUGAAACGCAUGCUUAAUCGAGAUGUUGAUUUACGUCCACCUAUCGACGACGUAUUGAAUCACUCUUGGUUACGCGAAGAAUAA